Messenger RNA from Closterium sp. NIES-65, 2856 nucleotides. Lineage: Eukaryota; Viridiplantae; Streptophyta; Zygnematophyceae; Desmidiales; Closteriaceae. The record is from the annotation of a GenBank genome assembly.
AUGGCCAAUCAGCUCCUCGCGCUUCAGCUCACGCUGCUCGUUAUAAUCACAAACUACGCCUCCUCCGCCGCCGCCGUCGCCGCGCCCGCCCCUCCCCCCCCCGCCAUUUCGUCCUUCUUCCCGUUCUCCAUCUCCGUGGGGUCGAUUGAAGGCGGAAAGCUCUUUUUCGGCGGCACGGAAACGUUGAAGCCGGGAGCACCGAAAGUGGCGGCGACUUGCAGCGCUUCGAGCCUCAGCGGCUACACGUCGUCGAAAACGCUGAAGGCGGGGUAUGUUUGUGUCGUCUUUGAGACGUCUCAAAAGGGCCUCGUCCUGCACUGGAAGGCCACAACGGGGACCACCGUCGACAUGGCUUUACAAGCCACGUCAGCAGGCGCGUCGGGCGGGUGGUUCGCGGUGGGGUGGUCGCCGGGGGGGAAGAUGUACCCCGCGGACAGCGUGAUCGCGCACAAGGCGGGCGCGGACAUUGGCGCGUACACCAUAACGGGCUACGACAGCUCCAACGUCGUCGCCACGACCGCCUUCUCGCUCGGCUCGCCCGCGUAUUCCGCCGGACUUGCCACCUUCUCCCGCACGGUGGGGACGGGCAGCAAGGUGACGUUCGUGAACGGACCCAUGAAGACCAUCUGGGGCUACUCCGAUGGAGCCACCACCUCAUUCGACGGCCACGGGGGCAACCGCGGCAGCACCACCAUCGAUUUCUCCUGCAACGGGACCCCCGUUGCCACGCCCUCCCCUCCCCCCGCCUCCGCCAACCCCUCCCCCCCGCCUCCCCCCGCUGCCUCCGCCUCCCCGCCUCCCCCUGCCUCCUCCGCCUCCCCUCCCCCCCCCACCGCCACGCCGUCACCCCCCCCUGCGCCGCCGGCUGCGGGAGUGGCGUGCCCGGCGUCGGCUCUGGAAGGGUUUGACUACCAAGUGGAGCUUGGCGGGCCGCUCAUGCUUCUGCACUGGACCUUCAGCACCAGCACCACCAUCAAAUUCUCCAUAGAAGCACAAGGCGCCACUAUAGCCAAGGACGGCUGGAUAGCCGUUGGAUGGUCAGGCAGAAAGGGCAAGAUGAAGGGCUCAGAUGCGGUCAUCGGGAACCUGCCUGGCGUGGCUGCGGUGCACAUGAGUGGAUACAGCAAGAAGCUUAUAAAGCAAACGAGUGCGUUCACUAUCGGGGAUACUGCUGUCGCUACCACCUCUGAAGGCGGCACCACCAUCACGUUCACCAGGGAGGUGGGCAAGGGAGCGGUACCAAUCAAGCUCAACGCCACCAACUACCUCAUCUAUGCCUUCAGUACCACAGCCUCCACCACCCUCGCCUUCCAUGGCUGGAACCAGGGCGGCCUUGCGGUGGACUUCUCGUGUUUCAAGAAGCCCUCAGCCCUGUGGGGUGGCGGGCCGGACUACAGCGAUGACUCGGAUUAUGACAGCUCGUUCCGCAGUGCACGCGCUGCAAGCAUGGAUGGCACUAGUACAAGCACUGCAGGCACCUCCUCUGCUGACUCAGCAAUGGGCCGGGCUUUAAGCAGCGGUCGGCGAAACCGGUUGCACCAGCAGACGGGCUUGGGGCAUCAGCACCAUGAGAGCGCUGUUGGUACCGCUGCUGGUGAUGGUGCUGUUGGCACUGGGGUCGGCAUGACAAAUGCUGACUGGUUCAUUCUCCACUGGAAGGUCACAACAGGCACCACAGUGAACAUGGCUCUGGAGGCCCAGACACCCGCGGUCUCUGGCGGGUGGUUCGCCGUGGGCUGGUCGGCAACCGGAGCAAUGUACCCCGCUAACGCCGUCAUUGUCAACACUGAAGACUACGGUGAUAUUGGCCCGUAUAAAAUGGAGCACGACUCACCGACGGCUUUCAUCCCCUUUGCAAACUUCCUGCUGGGUUCCGCCACCUACACCAGGCCUGCUUCCACGUACCCUGGCGGCGCUACCACGCUUGCCGGCAGCGGCGUUGCCACUUUCCGCACAACGGGCACGGGCAGAAAACGCCGCUCAACUUCCCCUCUCUUCCCAUAUUUCCCUUUCCUCCUCCCCACCUCUCUCUUCCAUCCCCUUUCCAGCUUCUCCCGCACGGUGGGCACGGGCGACAAGAUCAACUUCGUCAACGGACCCAUGAAGACCAUCUGGGCCUACUCCGAUGGCCAAUCAGGCUCCUUCAACGCCGGCCAUGCCGCCCAACGUGGCGUCGUCACAAUCGACUACAAAUGCGACCCCAACGCCGCCAACCCCCCGCCGCCCGCCCCUUCCGUCAAACUUCCUCCUCCCACCCCUUCCACUGCCAAACCCCCGCCUUCCCAUGCGUCCACCAAACCCUCCCCCCCGCCACCUGUCGCCCGCGCCUCGCCGCCCCCCCCGCCGUCUUCCAAGCCCAAGCCGUCUCCUCCUCCUCCUGUGUCACCCCCUGCUGGAGGCAUGGCGUGUGCCAAGUCAUCACUUGCUGGGUUCUCGUACCAAGUGGCUUUGAAUGGACCCCUAGUCCUCCUCCAUUGGACCUUUGCCACGAAGAGAGUCAUCAGAUUCGCCAUUGAGGCUUGCAAGGGCGCUCUUGCCAAGGGAGGCUGGAUAGCCGUUGGAUGGUCACGAAAUAAGGGCAAGAUGAAGGGCUCAGAUGCAGUUGUUGGGAAUCUGCUUGUCGUGGUGGCAGUGCAUUUGGGUGGAUACCGCAAGAACCUUGUAAAGAAGACAAAAGCAUUUAAUAUUGGUUCUCCUCGGGUUGCUGCUACUGCAAAAGGCAGCACGGCAAUCACAUUCGCCAAGAAGGUGGGCACGGGGAAUGUACCAAUCAAGCUCAACGCCACCAACUACCUCAUCCGGGCUUUAAGCAGCAGCACCACCAAAACCUUUGCCUUCCAUGGAAACAACCACUAA